Molecule: messenger RNA, 766 nt
Organism: Malaya genurostris
Lineage: Eukaryota; Metazoa; Arthropoda; Insecta; Diptera; Culicidae
Gene: Ilp7
Product: probable insulin-like peptide 7
Exons: 2
Coding region: 174-650 (158 amino acids)
Source: RefSeq, a predicted model, not a curated record
GCAACGGUUCAGUUCUUCGCGGUUCCAACAAGUGUUCAGGUUUUUUUUUACCAGCUUAAACCCUUCGGUUUGGUUCGUGAUGAUUUUGCUAUCGAUUGUAGUGAAGUGUCCGGAUUGGAACUGAUUGAAACAAAACACAAAAAAAACACGAAGUCCAGAAAAAGGGGAAAGCUAUGCGAUCCCCGCUGUCGCUACUGACGGCCCUGUGUGUCCUGAUGGAUGUGGCAGUCGAGGUCAACGUCUACGGUGCCGCAGCCAACGCCGACGAUGCCCUCGAGGUGACGUUCAGCGAGCGAACCCAAGCCGACUGGGAAAAGGUUUGGCACCAGGAAAGCCACUCCCGCUGCCGGGAAAAGCUGAUCCGGCACCUGUACUGGGCUUGCGAGAAGGAUAUCUAUCGGAUCUCGAGGCGGAACGACUUUUCCGGGUCGGAGAUGAACAUGCAGAAACGCACCGGCGUUCAACCGCUCCUCUCGCGGUGGACGAUUAGUGCGGAACAGGCGCAAAGCUUUCUGCGCACACGCCGUACCGGAAAGCGCCGUUCGGGUGGUUCCAUCACGGCGGAAUGCUGCACCCGGAUCGGCUGUACCUGGGAGGAAUACGCCGAGUACUGUCCGUCGAACAAACGCCUCAACCACUACCGGAAGUAGUCGGCGUCGUCGUCGUUGUUGCUGCCGUUGGGGAAAGCUGGCUUUCGGAACGAUCGCAAUUAUUGGUGGUUAGUGGCACAAACUAAAACAAAUAUAUUUGGGAAUGAUGCAAACUG